AUGUCUAGUCGAAGUGCAAAACGAAAAUUGUCCUCAGAUGAUGAUAGCAAUGCUCAAUCAACAAGCUCAUCACCAAAAGUCUAUUCAUCCAAUGUUUCGCAUAUAAUCGAAACUUCAAGUGAUUGGUCAUCGAAUAGUGAAUUAAAAGACAGACAUUAUUUUGCUGAUUCACCAAUGUCUACAUUGUAUUCAUCAACAUUAUCUGAUUUAUUACCUUCAUCAUCAUCAUCAUCAGAUGAGGAAUCAACUGAUGGUUCUUCAAUUUAUGUUGCAGGUACUAUCAUUUUAUCAUCGAAUUCAUCACCAGAUCAGAUCUCAACCAGCGUCUCAUUAAAUGACAAUCUUGAUGGUGAUAAAGAUAUUUUACAAGAUUUUCUCACACAAUAG
Molecule: messenger RNA, 387 nt
Organism: Rotaria sp. Silwood2
Lineage: Eukaryota; Metazoa; Rotifera; Eurotatoria; Philodinida; Philodinidae
Source: the annotation of a GenBank genome assembly